AUGGAGCCGCUCGAUGGGCUUGACGAUGUAGACUGGACACUUCUCAGCCAUGCAUAUGGACCCGCACUCGAUGUCCCCGGCUUACUCAGACGUUUGGCCUCGCCAACCAUUACCGCAGAUGAGCUUGAAUUCGUGUUGGAAGAGUUUCAAGGCAUGUUUUCCCAACUGUGCACACUUUUUUCGUCAACCCUAGCUGCUAUCCCAUUCUUCCUCGCUAUCCUUCACGCUUCCACCACUUCAAACCACGUCCGGUCACAGAUUCUGAAUCUGCUUAUCCAUGCCAUAGUCCCCGACCCCGCCCCUCUCCCCGCAUGCAAAGUUGAUAUAAAAGCGCUUCGCGACAGAAUCCACAAACUCGGGUCGCCGAGGUUCGUAGAAAAGCACUGGCAAGAAAGAUACAACACCGAUGAUGUCCCCGACGAAGUAGCACGUCAAAAGCACGAAGAAGAUCUAGUCUGGAGGAUGGAGGAUGACUUCUUGCGGCUUCGCGCUUAUGACGCUAUCGCUAUUGGCAUACCCAAAUAUUGUACCCUCUUAAACGACUCGACCGCCAGCCCUAGGUUGCGUGCAAUGGCCAUAUUCGCUCUCGCUUGGUUCCCAGACGAAAUCGACGCAAUUCAACCCUCCCUCUUCGAUGUCCUUGACCAGGAGCAAAUCCCUAUAGUCCGCGCAACGGCGUGCAUCGCACUUUCGCUCCUUCAAGCACCACAAGCCUCUGAGACUUCAUCAAAGAGAAUGAAUGACACCGCCAUAUCUCGACGACUUCUAGCUCUCUUUGACGAGAAUGGUGUUCAGGACGUCAUCCGUUUUUCGUGCGCUCUGGGUCUCGCGUUUGCUGGAAUCGCGGAAGAGAAGCACAUCGUAGAGCUUCUGCGGAAAGUGACAGACAAAACCUAUUUGUAUGAACACGACCCUCGAAAUCGGUACUACCGUUACUCUGAGGCACUCGACUUCCCUUUUGUCUUCUCCUUGACCCGUGCCGCCAUGCACCCUUUAAAUGCAAUCAAAGGCUGCGACCAUCCCUAUGUCCCCUUAGCUCUCGCAAAAGCUUUGGUGUCCCAGUCAUCAGACGUGUCGCCAUUCGAAUUGAUUUUCACCACGAUGACAAUCGCAUUCGAUGGUCGUUGUCCCACCAAAAUGCCCCCGUUUGAGGAGCUUACGGAGCUUCAAAAGACCGUGAUACGAGCACUCGUCCAAAUUGAAGACCUAACUUGGAGCCGGAAGAUAUUGCACAAGUGGGGUCUUCCUUCAGAGCCGAAGGAGUUAAAGAAAUUUACUCAAACGGAAAAGAUUGUUAUUAUCUUCCCUCUCAACGUGGUGGUUGAAAGUGGGCCUAUGCUCUCAUUUCGUGGGUCAAUUGUCGUCCGCGGCGGAUUAAAACGAGGUCUGGCGACCGGAGCGUCGUCGUUCCGCAUCCCGCUUAUCGACUUUUCAAAGUUUCAACACGGUUCAGCGGAAGAUAAGAAGCAAACAGCAGACAAGAUUGUGGGGGCGUUCAAGGAGAGCGGGUUUAUAUACCUUUCCAACCAUGGGAUCCCAGCGUCGGCUGUUGAGAACGCCUUCGCUAAGAGCACAGAGUUCUUCCGCCUCCCCUCAGAAACCAAAGACAGGCUCGCAUGGGCUGAUCCACGGUCUAACCGUGGCUACGUCCAGAUUGGCCGUGAACGAGUAACGCAGGCCAGCGACGCUGCCGAAAUCGCCGCUCUCCGCGCCACGGCCCCCGACUGCAAAGAAACGAUGGAGAUUGGACGCGACUGGGACUCUGUCUGGCCGAACCAAUGGCCUGCCGAAUCCGACGCGCCGUUGUUCAAAUCCACCAUGCUCAGCUUCUUCAACGACUGCCAUGUCCUGCACACGAAAGUUUUGCGCGCAAUUGCGCUUGGUUUACGGCUUGACGAGGGGUUCUUUGAAGACAAGAUUCACGAACAGAGCCACAAUUUACGGUUGCUGUCGUACCCCCCGAUAAAACGGGCGUUGCUGGACGGGGAAGGGCAAGCGCGGGCCGGGGCACAUAGCGAUUAUGGGACGAUGACACUGUUGUUCCAAGAUGAUGUGGGUGGUUUGGAGGCACAAAAUCCACAUACUGGCCAGUUUGUCCCCGCAGCGCCGAUUCCCGGAACCAUCGUCGUGAACGUAGGCGACCUUAUGCAACGCUGGAGUAACGAUGUUCUUCGGUCAACCCUCCAUCGCGUGGUUGCACCACCUGCGACACCGAUAAACGCCAACGAGGCAGUCACAAGAGAAAGGAAGAGCAUCGCGUUCUUCUGUAAUCCCAACUUCACCCAAGAAAUAGCGUGUCUACCGAAUUGUGGGGCUCCUAAAUACCCUGCAGUCAGCACUGAAGAAUAUAUUGUUGGACGGCUGACGGCCACCUACUCAUAG
Molecule: messenger RNA, 2382 nt
Organism: Mycena indigotica
Lineage: Eukaryota; Fungi; Basidiomycota; Agaricomycetes; Agaricales; Mycenaceae
Product: 2OG-Fe oxygenase family
Exons: 7
Coding region: 1-2382 (793 amino acids)
Molecular function (GO): dioxygenase activity
Source: RefSeq, a predicted model, not a curated record